AUGGCUAUUACCCUUGUUAAGGAUUUCAAUUCAAGCAUGUGCAAACUAUUAGUUGUGGCAAUUAUGAUUCUAAGCUUUUGUUACACAUGUUAUGGACAACAAACACCAAUCAUCUCUGCUGAGCCAGAGGUUUCCUACUGGAUAAACAAUACCAAUAGUAAGGAAGAUCCAACCACACAUGUCUAUACUUCACAACUGUAUCAAUAUGAUAGCUUGUUGGGAAGUCCACCAAUGGAUUUUGAUAACACUCAAUUAUUCUUUGAGUAUGAAAAGGCAGAUGGCAAUUAUUUCUUCAAAGUGAAUGUUAUUUCUACUGAAGUCGACUCUAUCCAAAAGACGGUAUUUGGUAUUCUUGAACUAUCUGUUCAAAGUGAUAAAGGCGUUCCUGAUAGAGCUGUUUUUAGAUUUAAUGCCCCAAAUGGUAUCAUGAAUGUUGAUUUACUUAGACAUACUAGAGCAACAUUCAUUGCUCCAUCUUCAUAUUCAAUUGAGUUGAGUCCAGUUGGUGAUAAGUAUGGUAUCAUUAGAAGAUAUUGCAACAUGUUUGAAGUAGAGGUUAACUUGAAAUUUGUUACUGAAUCUUUGGGAAAGAGUACUUUCCAACUUUCUAUCUGGACAGAAGAUAGCCCAAAUGAUCCAACUCCACUCGUUGAUUAUAGAUGGCUUGAAGUUCCUUAUCCUGCCUCAUUCAUGAUGAAAUUGGAAUCUGAACCUGCCUUUACUAGAUACUUUGGUGUUGGUUUCUUUGGUCAAUCACCUGUUAAUUAUUUGCAAGCUGCUCCUCCAAAGUUCAUGUUAACUGAAGUCAACAAUGUCAAAAUUCAAGAUAUUAAGGAUGAUAGAUUGAAUACUGGAACAUUCACUGUCAUGAAAAGUUAUUCCUUCCAAUCAGAUAAUCUUAAUACAAAGGGUUCUUUCAUGCAAUACAAUUAUGCAUACACUGACUUGAAAGAUAUUUAUGGAAAUGAAGUUGAAAUUAAGUUUGACGAAGUGUAUUGUGGAACAUCCAAUGGUGUUGCAUAUCAACCUGGUGUUCCAAUCUAUCCAGUCACUGCUUCCUAUGAAAGUUAUGGUUCAGUCAUGUGUCCAGAAAGUGUCAUGGUUCCAAAUAGUGUUGUUAUCAUCUAUGCUAAAGUUGUCAUGAUUAAGAGACCACAAGUUGAUGUUUUGACCGACAGUGAAAAGGUUUCUGGUGAAGUUUCCAACGGAUUCGGCAAACUCAUGAGAACUGGCCAAAUUGACCAAGAUACAUGUGUCCUUUUCAAAGGAUCUGUUGCCAAAAGCAAACUCUCCAUCUACAUGUUACAACAAAAACUCGAAACUUACAAUAUCAAUCCAAGUCCAAAACAAUACACUGAACUCCAAACAUUAGAAAUUGGUUCUGAUCUCACCGCCAAAUUCUGUUCCACAAAGGAAAAAUUCGAUAAGGUUGGAGCAUUCCAACAAGAAAUGGCCUUCUUGUUACUUUCAUCCGAAACUAGUAUGGUUAGUGACUUUAAACUUGUGGCCUCUGUUGGAGAACCAUCUGUGGCUGGAACUGUUGUUGGUAUCUUGUUCGCUGUUGGCAUUGUUGGUUUGCUCAUUGUUGCUUCCAUUAUUGGAGGAAUCAUAAAGGAAAAUGAUUCGGAAGAAUCAACAUCCAUUGUUGAAAUUAUUACAUCAGCAAAAUUAGUAGAAUACAAUGAUGAUGAUAACAAUUCAGAAAGGAAUUGGCAAUUUUUGUUCAAUAGAAAGACUUUAUUUAAUAAUUCGAGUGGUGGCAAUACUACUUUUCAAAAGGAAACUCCUCUCGGGGUAGGAUCUAGUUUGAUUGUGGAUUGGGAGAGUCAGUUUUUGAAUAGUGUUUCCAAGGAGGGAGAAUCAAAGAAGGUGAGAGCUUGUUGCUCUUUUAAUGUAAGAAUAUGGAGCUCUGCUGAUACUCCAAAAUAUGAUCAAGGACUGCCUUGUCUCAUUAAGGAUUGGAAUUUUGAUACAUUAUCGAAUGAGAGUUUUCAAAUUUUCAAAUCAAAUGAUGGAAGUGAAGAUGCAUGCAGAUGUAUUGGAUUUAUUGAUGGGAAAUUGGUCAGACACUUGUGUCAUAUGGGACAGAAUGCAUUGUAUAUUGAGGAGAGAGAUGGUACAAUUGAAGGUAUGGAAAAGAUUGAUGUUCCUAAUUGGAAUUCUCAUUCCUCUUUCAUGAUUCCUCUUCCUUGUGAAAAUUAUGAAGAGAGAAAAUAUUCACUGAAUGCUCUGGUUGGAAAUAAUAACGCAAUCUACAAGUUUAAUCUCAAAGAAAAACAAUUCGAAAGUGUUGUUCUGAAAGAUAUGACAUUCCUCUCUGAUUUUGAUCUUUCAAUGGUUAAUUCUCAAGUUAUUAUUAAGGAAGGUAAUAGACUCAGAGUAUUCUUAAAUAUUUCUAAUAGUCUUUUUGAAUUGAGAUGGAAUGAGAAAGAACUAGUUGUUGUAGAUCAUCUUGUUUGGCUUAGAAAUGAAAUCAAUAAUAUUGUAAGAGUAGGAAAUUCUCUCCUCAUCUUGAGUUCCAAAGGAGACUUUGUUUAUACUCCUUCAUUAUAUGAUGCUGAUGCAAAGACAGGAACUUUGGCGCCAGUCAAUAUUCCAGAGAAUACAGCCCACAAAUUGCUAUGGGAUGAUGAAACCAUGUCCUUAAUUAAUGGAAUCGAUUUGUUAAAGGGUGAAUCAAAUUGCACAAUUUUGACAAGUGAAACUAUCUCACAACUGGAAACAAAGCCAAUCUCUGAACGCUAUUCUGAGAAGGAUUUGUUGAAUCAAUAUCUAUUCAAGAACUAUGUACCACCAAAAAUUACAGAUGCACUCUCAGUCACAGAACGCCAACCAGGAGAUCAUUCAUUCAGAGGAGAUGUUUACUACGAGUGUAAAAAAGGUCGAUACAAUGAUAUGGAAAUUAUUGCUGGAAUUAAAUGUAGAGAGAAUGAAAAAUUGAAAUUUGCAAUCUCUCCACAAUAUGUUGAAUUGAAUCCACAAGAUUUGGCAGAUUACUUGGGAGCUCCUGUGAUGGUUCCUAAUUUUAAUGGUGAAACUUUUGCUGUAGGUCACAUUCAUGAUAUGGAUGGGAAGAAAAGAGAUUCUGACUCUGUUAUAAUUCAUCGUGGAUUUUUUAGCAACUUUAAUUUGAAAGGAAAUGACUUUCUUGCCAUUCUCUCUCCAAAAGAUGAAACCUCGGCCACCCCAGAAGAAAUUUCAAAUAGUGGAAAUCAAGAAUGGAAAGAGCUAGCAACAAGAAAGCAGUUAAGAGUUGACUCAAAUCAAAUAAGAGUGGCUGACUUUACAAACAGGGGUUAUGUUGAAAUUGAUAAUGUGGAGAGUGGUAUUUGGUCGUAUAAUCAAAAACUUGAAGAUGAUCUUCCAGGUCAAUUAAUUGCCUUUAAUCAAAAUUACAAAGAUUCAAUCAAUACGAAUAUUGAACAAGAUUGGAAUGUUCCAGAUGAAACUUUUUCUGAGGAAUUACACAAUUCAUAUAGUAUUUCUGAAUUGACAUCAAAAACAAGACCAUUAAGUAAUGAUUGGCAAGUGUCAGCAUGUGGAAUUUGUGUAGAUGGUGGCAAUGUUGGAAUUUUUGAUGCAAUCCAUUACCAAGAUGACACUGUAUUCGGUAUGGAAGCAAAAGGAUUUGACAAAUAUUUCAAAUCAUAUGACUCUGGUUGGACUGGUCAAUUGAACAGCAUGUUGAGGGAACAAAGCUAUCCACUAUUGAUGAAUAUUCCAUUUGGUAUCAUUUCAAGAGAUGCUGACACAGGCGAUGGAAGAUUUGCCUGUUUAUCCAAAGUGUACAAUGGAAAAGUUGUAGCCGUUAAGGUGAUUAUUCAACAUUCUGCCUAUGAAUAA
This is a messenger RNA of Naegleria gruberi, 3843 nucleotides long. RefSeq lists its product as uncharacterized. The coding region runs from base 1 to 3843 and encodes 1280 amino acids. The record is from RefSeq and is a predicted model, not a curated record. The transcript has 2 exons. Lineage: Eukaryota; Heterolobosea; Eutetramitea; Acrasida; Naegleriidae.